UGUAUUUGUAACUUUGACAUUUGCCAUAGCCGGAGCCGGCUUCUUGUUGAUAAACAUUUCCCAGUCUAGCUGCUGAUGCUGUUCUAUUAAACUCGAUAUUUCCGGAAGUGAUACAUAUAAAAAUGGGUUUCAGUAGUAGAAAACUUCUUUACAACACGGUCCUAUCACAAACGUUGUCAGAAUGUGGGAAUUUCCUGUUUGUUGGAAACAACUUUGGUGACAUUUUUAUCUUAAGCUUGGAACGCCUGGAAGCUAACAACGUUGAAUACGACGCCAAGGAGUUACCCAACAAAUCCCCACUGGAGCCCACAUUAAUUUUCACGGUAGACUCCAAAGCUGCAGUGAACAGUCUAAAAUUUCAUCGCGGCUUCCUCAUUGUCGGCACUGUUGGCUCGAUCGCGGGAUACGUCUGGAACGAGGAUAAGCAGCAGAUCGGCAAGAAGUCUUGGGAAGUGAAAAUACCGUCCGCCCCGGAAUCGAUAGAAGCGGCUGAUGUCAACUUUAUGUGGGUGGAUAAGGCCUCCGAUAACUUGUUCGCCGGCUGCGGGGACCACGCUGUCUAUCAAAUUUCCUUAGAGGACGGCCGAAUGGUUCGGACGUUUUCGGGGCACAAGGACUACAUCCACUGCGUUACUGGCUUGGAGAACAAUUUGUAUUCCGCAUCUGAAGACGGUACCAUCGUAUUUUGGGAUAUUAGAGAGUGCAAACAAGUUGGCCGGCUGGAACCCCACACAAACGCUGAUUUGGCACGUCCUGAGUUUGGGAAAUGGCAAGGGACGGUUUCUGUUACAAACGACUGGCUCAUUUGUGGCGGAGGACCCAGAGCGUCGAUGUGGCAUCUCCGGUCGUUGGAGUGCACAAAUAUCCUGCCGUUCCCCGAGAAGGUCCAUUGCUCUGAGUUUCUCGACGAUUUGAUUGUAAUUGCAGGGGAACAUCCCUUCUUGCAUCAGUACAGCUUUAAUGCGGAAGUGGUGGCGGAAGUUCCGAUCUCGGGAGCUUCGGCGUACAGUGUCGUCCUUCAAAAUGAACCGAUCAAACUCAUGUCAGUGGGGGGUGCCAGUAACUUUUUGGAUAUUUACACUAAUUUCAAUUAUAGAGAUUUGAUUGUUAAAUUGUACAGUAGUAAGAAGGAUUAAAUGUAUUUCCGAUGUA
Hermetia illucens (black soldier fly) is the source of this 1152-nucleotide messenger RNA. It is a transcript of the gene thoc6, whose product is annotated as THO complex subunit 6. Gene Ontology annotation, cellular component: transcription export complex; THO complex. Gene Ontology annotation, molecular function: protein binding. The transcript is spliced from 2 exons. Gene Ontology annotation, biological process: mRNA export from nucleus. The record is from RefSeq and is a predicted model, not a curated record. The coding region runs from base 123 to 1136 and encodes 337 amino acids. Lineage: Eukaryota; Metazoa; Arthropoda; Insecta; Diptera; Stratiomyidae.